AUGGAUGCGAGGGAGAGAGAGCUGGCAGCUCUCAGGCAGGAAUUGGCUGAGCUCAAGCAGUCAACCACAUUGCAGCUGGAGGAGGCUGAAAGAAUACGAGUGGCGGAGAUAAGGGAGAUGCGAGGGCAGUUGGAGGAGAGGGAGAGGGAGGUGGCUGCACUGAAGGGGGAGCUGGCUGGUCAUAAGGAUGCUCAUAUGAAAUUGGAUGUUGAGUCAAAAAUCAGCGAGAGUGUAGGCGAUCAACAGCCAGCAUGGGAGGCAAUCAAGUCAGCAUCACAAGUGGCCCAACUUGACCUUAAGCAUCUCAGCUACAUCUCAGACACCAUGCUCGGCCACGUGUCCACAAUGACCCAUCUGAAGAAAAUUAGCUUGCAAAGUAGCUCAGGGUUCAGUGAAGAGGGCAUCAAGCACCUCUACAGGCUGCCACGGCUGGAGUCGCUAAACGUCCAAUUUACAGACAUGUCAGACAGUGCCUUAAAAGGCAUUGGCUCCUUGAUUAGUCUCAAGCACCUAUAUCUCGGGAGGACCAAUGUGACCACUGGUGGGCUAGUGCACUUGACAGGCCUUUCCUCUCUUAAAACCUUGGCGCUUACCGAGUGCAAGGGUGUGACCAAUGCUGGCAUGGUGCAUGUGGGGAGGCUGACAGGGCUUGAGGAACUUGCUCUGUAUGGCACAGCAGUCACCGAUUAUGGGCUGCAGCAGCUGACUGCCCUGACCAAGCUGACAAAACUCUGUCCGUCAAAAGGAUGUUUGCUUUUUGGCGAGGAUGUACGCAGGCGGAUAGGCAUGUAG
Messenger RNA from Closterium sp. Yama58-4, 792 nucleotides. The record is from the annotation of a GenBank genome assembly. Lineage: Eukaryota; Viridiplantae; Streptophyta; Zygnematophyceae; Desmidiales; Closteriaceae.